Leptinotarsa decemlineata (Colorado potato beetle) is the source of this 3458-nucleotide messenger RNA. It is a transcript of the gene babo, whose product is annotated as TGF-beta receptor type-1 babo. NCBI's taxonomy places the organism in Eukaryota, Metazoa, Arthropoda, Insecta, Coleoptera, Chrysomelidae. Gene Ontology annotation, cellular component: signaling receptor complex; plasma membrane. Gene Ontology annotation, molecular function: transmembrane receptor protein serine/threonine kinase activity; ATP binding. Gene Ontology annotation, biological process: cellular response to growth factor stimulus; protein phosphorylation; cell surface receptor protein serine/threonine kinase signaling pathway. The record is from RefSeq and is a predicted model, not a curated record.
AGAACAUAUAUGUUAGGUUGUGUGCUUUGUGAUCUUGACAUGGUGGACGCAUAUGAGAUGAAAGAAGUUAAAAUGUAAAUGUUAAUUACGAUUUUCUGCGUUAUUAGUAAUUUGUGAAGUUUCAAAGCAGUUUAUUGAAAUCUGUUAAUUCAGCCAGGGAUACUGCAUUCAAUAAACUCGUUUUUUAGUUAUGACAAACGUUAGUGUGGAUAAUUAGUGAUUUAAGUGAAUUGAUGGCAGACUAUUUUCAAUAAUAUAUGUGACUUGGUCAAGAUUUACAUGUUUUUAGUGACUAUAUACAAAAAUUGAAAUGGGGGGUAUUUCAAGAACUGUUUUAUUUAUUUCCAGCUGCAUAAUUUGCCUGAGUCAGAAUAUUGUUGAAGUAUGGUCCCUGAAAUGCAAAUGUGAUUUAUGCAAGGAUAAAAACUACACAUGUGAAACGGAUGGAUACUGCUACACCUCCACAUAUCUCAAGAACGGAGUCAUCCAUUUCAAUUACAGAUGCUACGACAAACCUAUGAUCCCCGAACUGUUCAUGUACGCUAAUAGAACAGAGCAAUAUUGCAAUGAAAGCAAAUACGACGUAGAAAAUAAUCCCGAGUAUUCCGCAAUAUCUACCGCUUGUUGUAAUAACAGAGACUUUUGUAACGACAUUACUGUACCGUUGACACACAGACAAGCGAAUCCAACUGGAAGUUAUUUAACCACCAUCGAAAUAGCUGCUUCGAUAGCGGUUCCAACGUUGAUAAUAUGUCUCAUCAUCGGCGCUGUAUAUUUCUAUCAUACAUCGACUCGCAGGCGUGGCAUGCACCACCAUUUGAGACAUGCUGACGACAGUAUCGAAGCCCCAGAUCACCCCAUUUUGAACAAGGGCGUCAGCUUGAAGCACAUGAUAGAGUUGACUACGAGCGGAAGUGGAUCCGGUCUUCCUUUGUUGGUUCAGAGAAGUAUAGCUCGCCAGAUUCAGUUGGUGGAAAUUAUAGGGCAAGGAAGAUUCGGCGAGGUAUGGAGAGGCCGUUGGAGGGGCGAAAAUGUUGCCGUGAAGAUUUUCAGUUCGAGAGAAGAGAGGUCGUGGUUCCGUGAAGCUGAAAUUUAUCAGACCGUCAUGCUUCGACAUGAUAAUAUUCUUGGAUUCAUUGCUGCAGAUAAUAAAGAUAAUGGCACUUGGACCCAGCUGUGGUUGAUAACGGAUUAUCAUGAGCACGGUUCCUUGUUUGAUUUCCUGGGAAGAAAUACUUUGGACACAAGUGGUAUGAUACACAUGGCGCUAUCUAUUGCUACAGGCCUAGCUCAUUUGCACAUGGACAUUAUGGGCACACAAGGAAAACCUGCCAUCGCCCACAGGGAUCUGAAGUCGAAGAACAUUCUGGUGAAGUCAAAUGGUACCUGUGCCAUUGGCGAUUUGGGGUUGGCCGUUCGUCAUGAUGUAACGACAGACACGGUUGACAUUCCAUUGAAUAAUCGCGUAGGAACGAAGAGAUACAUGGCCCCAGAAGUAUUGGAUGAAACGAUGAACAUCGACCAGUUCGAUUCCUUCAAGAGAGCCGACGUAUACGCAUUAGGUCUCAUUUUCUGGGAAAUUUCCAGACGAUGUAACGUCGGGGGUAUCUUCGACGAAUACCAGUUACCUUUUUAUGACGCAGUUCCUUCUGACCCCACAAUCGAAGAAAUGAGAAGGGUUGUUUGCGUGGACAAGCAAAGACCGAGCAUACCUAAUCGUUGGCAAAGCUGUGAGGCUCUUCACAUAAUGUCGAAGCUGAUGAAAGAAUGCUGGUAUCACAAUGCCACAGCCAGACUGACGGCUUUGAGGAUUAAAAAGACACUCUCUAACUUCAGAGCUUCUGAAGAACUAAAAAUGUAGGAUUAGGUUUAGAUGGGUUGUUGUGUUUGAAAAAAAUGAUGUGAAGUUCUUUUUUUACUUACAUAAAAUAUAUGUUUUGUACCCGGGUUAAUUUAUGUAGUGUUGAAGGAAAAGACUUAGUAUUAUAAUAUGUAUCCCAACCUUUUAGCUCAAUCAUACUGUUGGAUUGAUAAACCAAGGUACUUAAUGAAGAAAAUCGAUGUUUUUCAUCUUUGUCGAGUUGUUAGAUAACUAAAUUUAAAACUGUGGCAGUAUGCCAAUACUUUUACAGAACGACAUACUUCUAACUCGAUACUGAAUCUAUACAAUCCAAAACUGAGUGUUAUAACACUGGCUAGUAGACUGAUAAGUUGAUGCCAAUUUUAUAGAAAGGUUAUCUCAAACCUGGUGUUUUGUAGUUUUUAGACAGAUAAGGUUUUAUUAGAAAUUUUUUAGAAUGACUAGUUUUUAAAACCGAUUAGCCACUAAAAAAUUCUAUAAUAUUGAGCAACUGAAUGAAUUUUCUCAUUUGAAGGCGACAAAUAGUCAGAAACUUGAAGGCAAUUUAAGCCAGAACAAAGGGACUAUUAACACAGAUAAAGUCUAGCUACCUACAAUGAACUGUAAACGAAUGAGGCCAAUUAAUGCAACCAACCAUCUAGAGCACUGCGUCUUUUGCCUCAUCGCCUUUGAUAAUGUGUACCAUAGGAGUGGAUGAAACCUCAGACAUAAAAACAUGUUAUUAUUAUUAGGCUCGAUCCACACUAUGAUGCCGUUCUCGGUCCGAUCUCGCUCCGGUCUCGGUCCGAUCUCGCUCCGGUCUCGGUCCGAUCUCGCUCCGGUCUCGGUCCGUUCCCGGUCCGGUAAAGUAUUCUCAAACAGAGUAUUCUCAUUAUCGUAUCGCUCUGGUUCCGAUCCAGCAUUGCGCCGGUACCGGUUGGUCGAAAAAAAUAUUUGACAGGAGUGAAACUUGAGCGAGAUCGGACCUGUCAUGACUUGUAUCGACAGUGUGAAUACGUUUUUUUUUCAACUCCAGUCUUUUUUCGGUCUUGCAAGGAGACGUUACAUUUUUCUUCUAGUCAUGGCUAGUAAUAAAUAGUGGGAUUCUGAAAAAGGUAAGUACUUUAUUUGAGUUAUUUAUAACAUUUGAUCAUAAAUAAUAAACUUUUCUUCGUUGUCUAUCAAAUGACGAUAUAACGUGUGAUAUUCGCCUUCUUCUUUCCUCGAUAGUAAACUAAGAUGUAUCCACAUUCUUCUUCUUUUCAUUCUAUGUUGUAAUUUUUUUUCAUUUGUAUUCUGUUCUUCCAAACUAAUAGUUAUUAUCGCUAAUUCUUUGAUUGAAAAAUUAAAUGCCAUUUUUGGCGAGUACAAUUUAUCGAAUCAUUUCGAGAAACGUCCUAUGUCGACCAUGAAUCGAAACAGACUGAGUUUGGAACUAGUAGUGUAGACACAGCGAGAUUUGAUCGGACCGAGAUCGGACCGAGAACGGUUCAUAGUGUGGAUCGAGCCUUAUUUCUUUGUUUAAGUUUGCGGGUUUCGCAACAAUUCAUUCAGGCCAGUCGCAACUUGCCUAGUGUGCCCGUUCCAAUAAUUGAAAAUCGAUUCCAGCAGUUGUAUC